AUGAUGUCCUCUUCCGAUGUAUCCGACUCUGGCUGCAGCUUCUGGAGCGCCUGCUCUGCAGACUCCAGCGGCUCGAGCAUGUUGUCAGCCACACCCGCCGUUGUUAAGUCUCACAAGCAGAUUGUUAACCAGGCUGAUCGCAGGGAAGCCAACGAGAAGAACCAACAAGCAUGGGCGUCCGAAUAUCGUGGCAAGACAAAUGAAUACCAUGGCACUAUCGACUCGUUCAUCAACGUUCUCGUCCCUAGCAAUGUAAAGUGCCCUCCGAUGGACUGCUCCAGGAAAUUCGACAAGGUUCCUGAAGACUGCCUCAAGCUGUUAAUGUAUAACCCUCUAGUCAACAGGUUCCUCGCUCUCACCAAGGACUUCCCAGUGGCAAAGUCACUUAGCUUCCAUGAUAACAACACCCACCUGAUUCCGUUCCCGUACAUGUCGUGGGACCUUCAUCAUCACCGCACGAAACCCGACCUGAUCACAUCCUACCCGGGAACGACUACAGGUGACUACCCAAUUGGCCGGUGGGCCAAGAAUAAAGACGACACGAUAAGGCAGCUUGUCAAGAAUGGGCAGAAUCUCCUGGUGGGCCAUAGUGGCCUGUUCGUGUUCGUGUUCGAGAUUUUCGGCCACCACGCACGCGUCUUUCGGUUCGACCAUUCGUCCUGUCUUGUCUCACCUAGGUUCAACUACGUCGAGCGGCCCGAGCUCUUCCGACAAUUCUUCUGGAAUUUCGUCAAUCCUCUCCGUGACACACGGAUUUCUGGCGACGACCCGACGGUAAAUACUAAGACCACAAAGUCACAUCUCCGAUGCGUGGAGGACGUACUGGAGCCAGACGAUGUUGAAAGCUUCGAUGCCGGCGUGCACCGGUGGAUUUCCGCAGAGGCCGUGACCAAGGAAGCUCCAGAACCAGAGGAGCAGAAUCCGUUUAACCCAGUUGUAUCUCCAUCUCCGCCCGCUUUCUUUGACUGCGCUACUCUGGAAGGGCACCGAACCCUGUCGGCAUUUGUCCGUGAUCCCAAGUAUGCAGAUGAGAACGAUCGCCGGCAUAUGCGAUUGAUUAUGGAGACGCUAGGCAUACCUUUGUCAAAUUUUAGUCGGACGAAACGGAUGGUCGAGGCGUUGUGCGAUGCGAUCAAAGGUCACCAACAGACUUACAGCACUGGCGUGUUACAUCGUGACGUCAGCGAAGGCAAUGUCUAUAUGAUUGAGGACAAGCCGUACAAGGGGUUCAUCGGCGACUUCGACUACAGCAGUUUCAUGCCAGGUGUCCAUGGUGGACAUGAUGACCCGACGAGACCUGAUGCAAAUCAGAAUGACUUUCUAAAGGAACGAACGGGAACAUACGCCUUCAUGUCGAUCGAGUUGCUCGAAGAGAAGAGUGUCAUUCGUGGUGCACAUCAUGACUUGGAAUCCUUCUACUGGCUUUUGAUCAAGCUCGUCCUCCGACACACUGUGCACGAAGUGAGCGUGGCUGAACAAACCGAAGACCCUCACUGUUCCGGAAAUUCGCCUCUGACGUGGCUGCUGCGAGAGCUCACCAUGUUAUGCUAUCGCGGCCAGUCGACGUUGGAAGGACCCGGUAUGUUGCUCACAUACGAGGCUAUGUUGGAGAAGUUCGAGACGGCCCUGAAGAUGGACAGCUGGCCAGACGCCGAUUGUGCGGUCUCGUUCAAGCCUUACGUGGAGACUGAAGAGGUUGGCCAUGCCGACCUUGCAGAUGGCGCGAUUGCUACUGUGGAUCAGGUGCCCGAAAGCAAGAAGGCACGAAAUCGGAAGGCCUCAAUCUGA
Messenger RNA from Sparassis crispa, 1788 nucleotides. RefSeq lists its product as hypothetical. The record is from RefSeq and is a predicted model, not a curated record. The coding region runs from base 1 to 1788 and encodes 595 amino acids. NCBI's taxonomy places the organism in Eukaryota, Fungi, Basidiomycota, Agaricomycetes, Polyporales, Sparassidaceae. The transcript has 7 exons.